AUGGCAGAGAAACAAUCCCAGCUGAACGGUGCCUAUUACGUCUCCGUGAUUCUCAUCAUUUUCCUUGCCUACAUCAUUGCUUGGUUCAUCCUUCACCCCAGAACCUUCAAGCUCCAUGUAACUGAUGCCAAACUCACCAAGUUCAAUUUCACAACCAACAACAACAUUCUCCAAUACAAACUUGAUCUCAACAUCUCUCUCAGAAACCCCAACAAGAAUGUGACUAUCUACUUCGACAAAAUCAAGGCCAAUGCACUCUACGAGGGCCAGAGGUUCGAUACAGAGAGUUUGACGGAGUUGGGUUUUAAAGUAGACCACAGGAGUACGCAUUUUUUGAAUGCAACUUUUGCAGGUCAGCAAUUGAUUGAGCUUGAUGCUCAUGAGAUUUCGGACUUCAAUGAGGAGAAGAGUGCUGGGGUUUAUGGUAUUGAUUUGAGGUUCUAUCUUUGUAUUAGGAUCAGGAUCGGAGAUUUCAUAACUGGGAAAUACAAGCCAAAAGUUAAGUGCGAAUUGGAAGUUCCAUUGAGUUCUAAGGGAAAUUCAUCAACAGCUCGGUUUGAGACUACCAGGUGCCACAUAUAUUAUCUAAUUGCCCGAAACCAUCGUUAUGUCUGA
This is a messenger RNA of Quercus lobata, 615 nucleotides long. RefSeq names its product NDR1/HIN1-like protein 10. The transcript is spliced from 2 exons. Lineage: Eukaryota; Viridiplantae; Streptophyta; Magnoliopsida; Fagales; Fagaceae. Gene Ontology annotation, biological process: defense response to other organism. Bases 1 to 615 code for a protein of 204 amino acids. The record is from RefSeq and is a predicted model, not a curated record. Gene Ontology annotation, cellular component: plasma membrane; plasmodesma.